Molecule: messenger RNA, 1914 nt
Organism: Hypoxylon trugodes
Lineage: Eukaryota; Fungi; Ascomycota; Sordariomycetes; Xylariales; Hypoxylaceae
Product: phosphoglycerate mutase-like protein
Exons: 3
Coding region: 291-1376 (361 amino acids)
Source: RefSeq, a predicted model, not a curated record
AUUUCUUAGUCCAUCGAUGGACUUGAUACCUUAAGUAACCUCUACACUCGAGUCAUCUCAUUCCAAUACUAUUCUUUGCGGCUUACUGCUCAGAUUCUCCAUUUUAGAACACAUAGGUGUAAUCUAGAAGGAUUUCAAGUUAAUCCAGAAUUAUCUCUACGUUAGUGGAUGGACAACGGAGUUAAUGUCCGUCGGAGCUGAUAACUCAUCUUCUGUUUCCCCCCGGUUGCCCAAUUGGAGUCUAGAACACCCGUAUGGAGUCAAUCAUUGAAAUAUCUCAAUAGAAAUCAAUGUCUUUAGAGGUCAUAUAUGUGGCCCGCCAUGGGUUCCGUUCUCAAUGGAUGGUUGACCCGUCCACCGGCACCUACACCUCUCCAAUCCGAUCUCCAACUGGAUUAGCCACUGACCCAGCUCUCACGUCUCAUGGUGUUGACCAGGCAAAUGAGUUAGCGGCACACCUACUAGGAGUUAAUCCUCCGAUAGAUCAGAUUUAUUCUAGUCCUUAUUAUCGAUGUAUACAGACUAUUCAGCCAUUUAUACGGAAUUUCAGACGUGCCCAGAUGCAAUCGUCUGGAAAUGUCUCAGAGGAGCCACCUCCAAAGAUCCGUGUAGACUUUGGGCUUAGUGAAUGGUAUGGGUUAGCACAUUUCGAGCAUCCUUCAUCUGCACCCCUGAAUGAGCUGCAGGCUUUUUUUCCUGAACUCGAUGCAAGCUACGGAUCUAGCUCCGCGCCGUCGCGUCAUGGGGAAUCUCUACCUCAGUUACAUGAUCGGGUGGCAAGGGUAAUCGACACAAUCAUUAGACGCACCGAUCAGGAGGGCCAUAGAGCCAUACUAGUGUCUACUCAUGCUGCAGUGGUGAUCGCGCUUGGACGGGUUCUUACUGGACAAAUGGACCAUGACUUUAGUGCGUUUACUUGCGGACUUAGUAUGUACAAACGACGAGGAUCCAGCACCACACAAGCAUCCGCAAACUCUGCCGAUAAGACGGGAGCUAACGCUAUGAUCCCGACGGCGCGGGACAAAGGGCGGAUCGAAGUACCAAGAUCCAAAUCCCAUCUAGAUAUCGAUUCUGCAAGUGAUGUCGAUCUCCAUCCACACGACUCAAAGUGGUCCGAUCUAGGAUCACCAAGGAGGGACAAAUCCGGACUCUACGGAGGAUGGACUUGUGUAAAGGACUCCGACUGUAGUUUUCUUCGUUCUGGCGAGGAAAGGGGAUGGAAAUUCUCAGGUGACGAGUCAUUCAUCGAGGAAGAUGACAAUGGAGUGUGGCCAUCAACCGUGGCCUCUCGUGCGAGUACUGCCGUUAAUAAGGCAGGGAUAGAAAGACGCAGCAGCAGCCACAAUAACCCAGUACUCGGAAAUUCUAAACUAUGAUCGAUCUUAGAGCUCUAGGCAUGCAGGUCAGCCUGCCGGCUCCAAUAGUAUAAUCUGCAAUCUGCGCACGGAUGAAGUUCUUGACCAACCAUUCGGCUGGUUUCCGAUCUUCGAUUUAGCGCAGAAUACCUCGGUCACAUAUUUAAAACUGUUUGUUACCAUCACCGACUCCCUUAGCAAUAACUUCAUAUACCCGAUUUCAAUAGUAACAGUCCUACUCGUCGCACAAAGCUUUUAUGAGGCUCUUUGACGUUUUAGUGUAACUCUAGCAUGAAACAAUCGUUACUGUGACAAGAUUGACGGCGUUCUUAGACUGGUACUACCGACUAAGAAUAGUCAACCUGUCAUCUGACUUGUUUCAGGUCCCAUGGAGCCUCAAAAACUAUUGAAACUUCCUUCACUACUCCCUCAGGUCGUCGAGCAAAGUACAAAUGUACUUUCUGGCCACAGGAGGGGUGUCAAUCAUUGCGACGAAGACGCCUUUCUACGCAGCUAGACAGUUGAGACCGAGUCUUAGAUAUUGACUUGUCAGUGAGGU